CUGAGGCUGGUGAACGUCUCACGCUUCCAUCUCAAAAAAAGUUGAACGGCCGACAAGAGGCAGAGAGGUCUAGCAACCGCGUGUGGAUCGAGUGUGCAGGCAGUCAAUCAUGUCUGGCAGGAGAAAAUUGGCGCGGCAGGCAGGAAGAGGGACUGCUCCUCGCCCGGCUGCUUCUUCUAGCGUGGCUGGGGGUCGCAAAGCGCCAAAGCGGAAAUCGCAAAAUAAGUCGCAGUAUCGUGCGCAGAAUGCAUUCAAUCUCGCAGCGCAAGGCGAUGAUGAUGGCGAAGAAGGCGAUUCAGAUCAAGGGCAAGUGAAGGAAGACGAUGACGAGGAAAUUGAUUCUGACGAUGCAUUUGAGUCUGGCGAUGAAGAGCGCUUCAGUUCAUUCAAAUUCACGGGAUCUCUCAAGAAGAAUGGAACGCCCAAGUCUGUACUCGACAAGAAGCUCCAGAAGGAGGUGGGAGCAAAAGAAAGUAAAUCAAAGAAGGUCACUUUUGCGCGGCGGGAAAUUGAUUUGAAUGAAGACUCGGACGAUGCGCUUGAGGCUGCAUCUGACGAGAGCGAGUCUGAGGACGAUGACGGGGGAGUCUCUGCGUCAAAGCAUGAUGCAGAAGAAUCAGCCUCUGACUUUGAAGAAGAUGAUGGACAAGACCUCAUGGAUCUAUCAGAGAUGCUGGGUGGGCCAAAGGAGAAAGCAACGGAAUCUGACACAGAGGAGGACACGGCACCUAGCGGUCCCGAUCUGGAUGAGAUUCCCUACAAAUCAAUGCCAGACUCCGAAGACUCUGAAAUGGACUCGGCCGACAUCCUCAGUGAAAGUCCAAGCGACGAAGAAGGCAACGAGGAUGCUCUCGAACGCUUCAUCCAACAACUCGAUGCCCGCAAACGACAGAAUGAAGACACGGAGACACCCAAGAAGCGCGUCAAGCGUGAUUUGACCGAGGUCAAUGAAGCCAACACCGCUUCAGAGCACAAUGCAACCACCACCAAUAAGCUGACAAUGGAUGAUUUAUUGGCUGGUAUGAGCGACAAGCAGGCAGCUGUACUUGGAAAGGGUGAAACACUUCAAGCACCCCUUGCUAAACCCAUCCAAGAUCGCAUUGAUCGCUCAGCUGCAUAUGACACGGUCAAGGAUCAAAUUACACAGUGGCAACCUGCAGUUCGGCAAUUACGUGAAGCACCAGUUCUCAAGUUUCCUCUCCAAGAGCCAGCAAAGCCCGUCAGCAGCACCAAUACGCUCGCAGCAGAGUUCAAGCCAUCCAAUAAUCUGGAGCAUGAAAUCGACUCCAUCCUCAAGGAGAGUGGUAUGCGCUCCGAGAAGCAAGUGGCUGCGUUUGAAGACUUGGCCAUGGCAUCCUUGUCGGUUGAAGAAGUGGCUGCUCGACGUGCUGAGCUUGCCAUUAUGCGAGACUUGAUGUUUCGACAGGAAAUUAAGGCGAAGCGACAGUCCAAGAUCAAGUCAAAAUCAUAUCGUCGCAUACAGCGUAAGGAAAGGGAGAAGCUUGCUGCUGCGCAAGAGCCAGAUGGGCGACAAGUGGAGGAGGAGAGGGCUAGAGAACGGAUGGAGUUGCGGCAUCGCAACACAGGUGCUUGGGCGCAGAAGAUGCUCGGUCGUGCACAUCAUGGUGAAGGCAGUCGACAGGCCAUCACUGAACGUCUCCAACGUGGAGAGGAUCUCGAGCGCAAGAUUCGUGGGGACGAUGAGGAUGUCUCUGAAGAAGACCAAGCUGACGAUGCGGAAGAAGAAGCGUUGCCGAACAAGGGUGUCUUUGCAAUGAAAUUCAUGCGCGAUGCAGAUGCUCGCGAAGCACGAGAUUUGGACGCAGAGGACGAAGAAGAGGUCGAGGGUCUGAUUGAAAGAAAUGCUGGUCGUCGGCGUUUUGCUCCUGCUGCUCAGGCAACACCAGAAGAGCCGCAGGAAGCGGUAUCAGACAACGAUCCUGACGCGUCUGCGAGACUAAAUAUGGUCGAGAGACGCAGCAAGCCAACGCCAUCGUCCCGCGAAUUGCCAGAUCCUGAAGCGGAUGAUGAUGAGAACCCCUGGCUCACAGCAACGCCUCGCAGAGACAAGUCACAUGUCAGUGCAAAGGAUGACGACGCAUCUCACAAGUUUGCAGUCAAGCUGGCCAAGGCCAAAAAGGCAACCAAAGCACCCAAGCAUGCUGGCAAUAUGAAGCCAGCGCUGGACAUGACAAAAGUCUUGACCAUUGCAGAUGACGCGCAGCCUGCAUUACAGCAAGAUCUCGUUGCACAGGCCUUUGCCGGUGAUGAUGUUGUUGCUGAGUUUGCUGCUGAAAAAGAAGCUGCAGAGCAAGCAGAUGCGCCGCAAGAAAUUGACGAGACGUUGCCUGGGUGGGGAUCAUGGACAGGCGCUGACAUUAAGCGAAAGCCCAAGAAGCGCUUUAUUCGCAAAGUGGAAGGACUGGAUGUGGAGGCACGCAAGGACAAAGGGUUGGCGCAUGUCGUGAUCAAUGAGAAGCGCAUGAAAUUGGCUAAACCACUCAUGACGGCUGCAGUGCCCUUCCCGUACGCAACAAAGGAGCAGUACGAGCGGUCUUUGCAGAUGCCGUUGGGUAAGGAGUGGGCUACGAGGAGUACCUUCCAGCGCACAACGAUGCCCAAGGUGGUCGUCAAGCAGGGAGCUGUUAUUGCCCCGAUGCAACGGCCUUUUGCAUAGAAAACAAGCUCAAGUGAUGAGAGUAGCUCAGUAUUCAG
Molecule: messenger RNA, 2715 nt
Organism: Protomyces lactucae-debilis
Lineage: Eukaryota; Fungi; Ascomycota; Taphrinomycetes; Taphrinales; Protomycetaceae
Product: Utp14 protein-domain-containing protein
Exons: 1
Coding region: 110-2677 (855 amino acids)
Biological process (GO): rRNA processing
Cellular component (GO): small-subunit processome; nucleolus
Source: RefSeq, a predicted model, not a curated record